This is a messenger RNA of Lolium perenne, 2290 nucleotides long. NCBI's taxonomy places the organism in Eukaryota, Viridiplantae, Streptophyta, Magnoliopsida, Poales, Poaceae. The record is from RefSeq and is a predicted model, not a curated record.
ACCAAUGUAUCCGUGUCGAUUAGCUUAUAACACCACUGAACUUUCGGUUAACGAAAUAAUAAAAGCAAUAGUCCAGACUGCUUAUCAAACAUCUCUCUUUUUGUCAUGCAACCCAUAGGGCAUCCACUUCAUGUGGCAUAUGUUGUUGUUAUAAUCAAAUGGCAUGGACAGUGAAAGUUUAGAUAUGUUGAGUACAACGUCCAAAAACAACAGUAGAACUGCUAAAAUGGCGAUUGAUGAUAGAAAUAGACACAUUUACCUUAGAUAUAGCAGGCAUUACAUGGACUUCGAAUCAAGGCUGCAUGAGUGAACUCGGCAAAAGUUUUCCACAUCAAAUGGUUCAGUGUCCGCACUGCUUGAUCAUAGAUUCCCAAUGCUAAUAACUGUCUGCAUGGUGACCGGCCAAUAGAUUUUACACCUAGCCCAUUUCCAUAUGCCGAGUACUCGCGAACAUGCAAUUCCCAUUCGAAGAAUAUAUUAGAACCUGCACGAGACAUUAUUUGAAUGAUCAACUUUAAUCUCGGUAUCUCAGAACGGGUACCUCUGCAAUGAACCAUCUCUCAUUUUCCCCUAGGAAAGGAAAAAAAGUAAGAGUUGAGUUAGAGAUUGGUUAAGCUACAAGAAUGGAGGAGGACGAGAUUUUUGAUGGGUUGAACAAGAAACUUUUUAAAGCCAUAAUCUAGUGGUCCAGUAAAAACCAUAAUCCAAUGUUCCAAUAUAUCAAUCAUAAAAAAACAUACCAUGUACAUGGCAUUAAACAAAUCCACUGGUGUUGUACCGUCAUCAAUUACCAAACGAGGCACAAGAGCAACUAAAAUAAAGGUGCAAGAUGUGUUGCCUUUCAGAAUAUGUAAGCCUUGUGAAAUUACUCUAGUGGACACACUUUGGCACAAUGCACUCAAUUUUAGAAACCUUUCAAAAGAGCACAUGUCUAUCCCUCCGGUUACAUUUGAUUAUGUAAUAACACUGUUAGCUGAAGGCGAUGGAGCAUCAUCCCCAACCUCUUUAUUCUCCUGAUAUGUUUCCAUCAGGUUGAACUUGUUUCAGAAUUUUAGGAUACCCUAAAAAGGGGAGAUCUUCUUUUCCUUAACUCGUCAGCAUUGGUUGUGGGUUCACAAACGACGUACAGACUGUUGAUCCAAAUUAUGGAAAUAGCAUCAAUUGUUAGUUACCAGGUAUCUAGGUGGAGAUAGAAACAUUGGUUAUAUAGUUAAGUCCAUGAUCGCAUCAGCUAAGAGAGAAUGGGCUGCUUCUAUUUCAGUUAACCAGGAUUUUGUCCAGAUUGAUCAAACUGAACCUUUUUAUCCUAGCUCUCGCUGUGGAAGUGAGGCAGUAGCAGGCACAGCUGGUUUGCCGUCGCUUGCUUCGUCACCAGCCUUGUCACCGCGACAAGAAGUGUCGUCCGUGACGCCGCUGCAUAUCUCUGCGAUUCCGUCGCCAUCUUGGGAGCUUGGCGAACAAUCUGUUGUUCUUGCUUCGCCAAACAACAAGCCAGGAGGGCGACCUGCUGUUGUUUCUUAUUCAUCCAUGGGGCCAGGAGGGCCAUCUGCUGCUACCUCGCCUUUCAAGGGGUCAGGCGAGCCUCUCUCUUCGCUGCUGCAUGGCGGGCCGCCGCUUUCUUCAUCAACUGCCAUAGCAACUCCAGGAGGUUGCUCGCCAGCUUCACGUGCGUCUUCUCCAUCGAUGCAUGCACACGUCUCAGGAGGAGUCGGGUUGCAUGGCGUCGUUCAGGCUCCAGGUGAAGGUGCUCCUUCUCCGUCGCUGCACACACACGUCUCAAGAGGAGAUGGGCUGCAUGGCGGGGCUGUUCCAGCUUCGCUGGAGGACAUCGUCGCAUACGGAGGUAUCCCGGAUCCUGCUGGCUCUGGUCUUCGUUCGAGCCUUCGCAUUAAGGCGCAGCCAAAUGCUGACAUGCCUCAACUGGAGCGAGCUAUGCACCUCACCGAGCGACGUCAAUCUUCGGCUACUCCAGGUUAUCCACAGGGCUGCUUCAUCAAUUCACAUGUGGUCCUACCUUCUUCCCACGGAGCAGCGGGAACCUUUGGAUACUGGAUGCAAUCGGCUGAUGGCGGUUGUACGGGCUAUCUUCAGCCAUGGUGGUUGGCUGCAUACUAAACGUAUCCAUGAUGCAUAAGCGAGCCAUGUUUUUCUUAUUUCGUUGGCUGAUCUUUAUAUCAACCCUUGGUGAUCCAUGAGUUGUAAACCUUGAUAUUUGAUACUCGUGUUGCUAUUAAUAAGUGAAAAGCCGUGUGCAUCGUUUCGAUGCAGAGGCUGGGGCUAUGCUCCCAUU